This is a messenger RNA of Physella acuta, 2168 nucleotides long. Its product is annotated as core histone macro-H2A.1. Lineage: Eukaryota; Metazoa; Mollusca; Gastropoda; Physidae. The record is from RefSeq and is a predicted model, not a curated record. Gene Ontology annotation, cellular component: nucleosome. Gene Ontology annotation, molecular function: DNA binding; protein heterodimerization activity; structural constituent of chromatin.
GAAAAGUGGGCUGGGUUGCAGGGAGGACGAGAAUCAGGGUGUACCCUUAGAAACAUUUGUUUAGCUCUAAAAAAAUAUCGAAAAUUCACAAUGUCAGCUAGGGGUGGGAAAAAAAAGCAGAAGAUGCUAUCGCGAUCAGCUCGAGCUGGUGUUUUGUUUCCCGUAGCUCGAAUGCUUCGUUAUCUGAGGAAAGACACACACCACCUACGGAUCGGAGCCGGUUCUCCAGUUUACAUGGCUGCAGUUAUUGAAUAUCUUGUUGCUGAGAUCUUGGAGUUGGCUGGCAAUGCAGCUAAAGAAUUUAAAAGAGGUAGAAUAACACCACGGCACAUCCUGUUGGCCAUUGCAAACGAUGAUGAAUUACAUCAGCUACUAAAACAUGUGACCAUUGCACAAGGGGGUGUAGUGCCUAAAAUCCAUGCAGCUUUGAUUGGUCCAGCACGAAGCAAACAACAUUUAGCAGCAGUUGUCUCUCCAGCCUCAUCACCAUCCAAAGUAAAAGCAGCAUCCAAAUUAGCAGCUAGCAAGUUAAAAGCAAGUUCAGCAGCAAUGACUCCAUCCAACAAACCAGCAGCCUUUAAAGGCAAGCCUAAAAAGGCUGACUCUAUACCUGAUGGAAGUGGAGGAUUUUUAACACUAUCAGAGAAGAAACUAUUUCUUGGUCAAAAGUUGACUGUCAUGCAAGGUGAUCUGGUAAAGAUGUCAGCUGAUGCUAUUGUUCAUCCGACUAACGGAACAUACCACAUGGGUGGUGAAGUUGGCCAGGCCAUACAAAAAGCUGGUGGGAAAGAAUUUCAACAAGAAGUUGAAAAUCUUCUGAAAACUCAAGGUUCCAUUGCAACAGCUGAAGCCACUAUUUGUCCUGCCCACCACAUCUCAGCCAAGUUCGUUAUCAACUGUUCUGGGCCCACAUGGAAAAUGGAAAAUUGCCAGGCUUUACUUGAGCAAGCUAUCAAGAACUGUCUUCAACUUGCAGACAAUAAGGGCCUUAAAACUAUAGCCAUCCCCUCCCUAGGGAGCGGCCGCGCUGGGUUUCCUAAACAGACUGCUGCUCAAAUUAUUUUAUCAUCAAUUCGAGAUUAUUUCACGAACGCCAAAGUGUCAUCUCUGAAACAGAUUUACUUUGUACUGUAUGAUGCUGAGAGUGUCAAUGUAUACACCACAGAGCUAGCUCGUUUAGAUGGCUGAUCACCAGCCUUGCAUAACAUUCCUCAUAAGUUUCAUCUUACAAAAGGUCCCUAUAUAAUUCCAUGUUUUUAUAUAUUGUCACAUCCUAUAGUUGUAGUUUCUCUUUUAUAUCCAGCAUUUUUUCUUUUCUGUAGCCUGUAUUCUGUGAAUAUGUGCUACACUUUGACCUAAAAUAGUCUUAUUGCUACAGGAAGUCAACAUGUGCCAUAAUGUGGUCAUUGAAAAGAUCUGUCAUUUUGCUAGACUACACAACAGCUGAGCUCAUUUGCUUGUGAUUGGUCCAACUAAGGUUUAUAACUGGCAUGACAUUAGUUCAUUAAGGAGUUGCUUGUGGAGUGACCCAGUCCUUUGUCCCAAUGAACCGGCAGUCCUAGUUAGUCUCACAUUCAAGUGCCUUAAGAAAUCAUUUCAUUCAGGCAUCAGGUCAAAUAUUAACUUUCUAUUUUUAGCACAAAUAAUGCUAUCAUAGUGGUGAUAGUAAACAAGACUUUUAGCAUGAACUGAUCAAAAGUUUUUUUUUUCUUUGCUGGGUUGUUAUUUAUUUGACUGUCUGGUUAGUUCUAAAGCUUCCAAAUUUUUGAUUGACCUAGAAUUUAUUUGCUCAUCCUUAUUCAAGUUAUAUUUUGUAAUACUGCUAUGUAUACAAGAUAUUUGACAGCCCACACUACACUUCGAUCAGCACUCACUGCAUUCAGGUCUCACAUUGAUUAAUAGUAAUGAUAGGCAGCACAGUGUGAGAUUGUUUUUCUCAUCUUUUACCAUUUUUGUUUUCACCAUCAAUUCUCACAAUAAUCUGAUUACAUGCAUCAAUUACACACUGUAUACAAAGGGCAUCAAUUCUCACAAUAAUCUGAUUACAUGCAUCAAUUACACACUGUAUACAAAGGGCAUCAAUUCUCACAAUAAUCUGAUUACAUGCAUCAAUUACACACUGUAUACAAAGGGCAUCAAUUCUCACAAUAAUCUGAUUACAUGCAUCA